Messenger RNA from Asparagus officinalis (garden asparagus), 1444 nucleotides. Its product is annotated as probable acyl-[acyl-carrier-protein]--UDP-N-acetylglucosamine O-acyltransferase, mitochondrial. The record is from RefSeq and is a predicted model, not a curated record. Gene Ontology annotation, biological process: lipid biosynthetic process. Gene Ontology annotation, molecular function: acyl-[acyl-carrier-protein]-UDP-N-acetylglucosamine O-acyltransferase activity. The coding region runs from base 122 to 1120 and encodes 332 amino acids. NCBI's taxonomy places the organism in Eukaryota, Viridiplantae, Streptophyta, Magnoliopsida, Asparagales, Asparagaceae. The transcript is spliced from 11 exons.
UAUCAUCAUAUUGAUACGAGACGCUUGAUCUCAACAGACCUAUACCGUACGCCGUCCUGCGCUGGCUUGCUCUCUCAAAGUCCUCCCCUUUCUUCGGCGUUAAAAACCCUCGAUUGGCGCCAUGAUCGCUCUCAAAGCUCUGCGACGCCUCUCCCCUCUCUCCAUUUCUCAAAGGAUCCUCUAUUGCCAACUCCAUGGAGGUAUAUUGUCGAGAAGAGAAGAUGAAGUUGCUUCGAUCCAUCCUAGUGCUGUUGUCCAUCCUGAUGCCGUCAUCGGAAAGGGUGUUGUUAUUGGUCCCCUUUGUACCGUUGGAUCUUAUGUGAACAUUGGCGAUUCUUGUCGACUACAUCCGGCGAGUCAUAUCAUGGGAGAUACUAAUUUAGGGGAGAAUUGCAUCAUACGAACUGGGGCUGUUGUUGGUGCAGACAUACCUGGUAAAACAAUUAUAGGGAACAAUAAUGUCAUUGGACACCAUGCAGUGGUCGGAAUAAAGUGCCAAGAUCUAAAGUACAAGCAAGAGGAUGAAAGUUCCCUACAUGUUGGUGACAAUAAUGACAUCAGAGAGUUCGUAUCUAUUCACCGAUCUUCUAAAUCAAGUGACAAAACGGUUAUUGGUGAUAACAAUCUUAUCAUGGGGUCUUGUCAUAUUGCCCAUGACUGCAAAGUUGGUAAUAACAAUAUUUUUGCCAAUGGCACUUUAUUUGGAGGACAUGUAGUAGUAGAAGAUUAUACUCAUACUUCUGGGGCUGUUGUCGUUCAUCAAUUUUGCCAUAUAGGGGCGUAUUCUUUUUUAGGCGGAGGUUCUGUGAUUUCACAGGAUGUCCCGAAGUACAUGAUGGUUUCUGGUGAUAGAGCUGAGCUUCGGGGCUUGAAUUUGGAGGGCCUGCGCCGCUGUGGAUUCUCAAGCGCUGAGGUUAGAAGCAUGAGGAAAGCUUAUCAAAAGAUUUUCAUGUGCAAUGAUGCAAAUUUAAAGGGCUUUGAAGACCGACUCUCUGAAGUGGAAGAGAAUGAAGAAUUAGCUAAAUGUCCUACUGUGCACUCUAUGGUGAAAUCUAUCCGCGAAUCUUUUGAGCAGAGUCGCCGAGGAAUUUGCAAGUUUGGGCAGUGGAGCAGUUCUUGACCAAUUGAUUAUUCAUAAUGAUAUCCUUCUCAUUGUCUGUCAACAUCACGGAAAUGUAUUUCGAAUUGAUCUUUCAAUUUUUAGGGAAUCAGCCUCUCAAAGGUUCUGCUGUUGUACACUAGAAAGCUCGACGACGGCCUUCUUUAUUGCCUGAUUUUCUCGCCAGUAUGGUUCCCCGAGGAUUCCUUGCGACAAAAAAUACUUGUUGUAAUUGUUUUUGUUGUAUUAUAUAGAGUGCUUUCAAGAGAUGUGGGCAAGAUGCAAUUAUGUAAGUUGUUUUGGUGGAAUUGAUUACCUACCAAGAAUGUGUUCUUUUUUUUUAAA